AUGCCUGAUGUCCACUUUGCAUGUCAGCUGCAGUACUGGAGACUUUACCUGCUGUCACUGGUGCUGGGAAUCGAGGGAUGUUUUCAAUAUGGCAUCCAACUGUCUCUCGUCGCUUCUCCGGCAGUGCACAUUCAGAGUUUUGUGAACUACACAUGGAUGGUGAGGUACAAAACUCCAAUCGACAAAUCUACCAACCAGCUCAUCUGGUCCUUCUUCGUGGCUGUUUUAAGUGUGCGAUGCUGGGCUGGGGCUGUUCACAGUGGAAGCCUUCCUGUCACCUAUGCCCUGCUGUUUAACAACGCCGUGGCAAUCAUCGCUGCAUUGCUCAUGGUCUUCAGUCGCACAGCAAAGUCUUUUGAGAUGAUCUUGCUGGGAAGAUUUCUCUAUGGAUAUAAUAAUGGUCUCGGUCUGUGCGUUCACCUCAUGUAUCUCUGUGAGAGCUCUCCACAGAAACUCAGGGGUUUCUUGACUCUGACGAGCUCAAUCUUCAUUGGCUUGGGGAAAGUCAUGGGUCAGAUAAUUGGCAUCAAACUGAUGGAACAGACUUUGGAUGUAAUCCUUGUGGUAUUUCUGUGUCCAACAGCUUUACAGUGGCUGUGGCAGGAGGACAACUUAAAGAUGGAGUUGGACGACAUGCAGUUGGAGCGGGAGAGGUCUCAGGGAGAAAAGGCAAAGACUGUGAAGGAUCUGCUCACCUCUCGCUGUGUGCGAUGGCAACUGCUGACUCUAGCCAUCCCUUGUGCUGGCCUUCAGUUUUGCGGCAUCAAUGCUCUGUGCUUCUACGCCUUUGACAUCUUCCGUGAGUCUGGAGUGCCAGAGGACAAGAUGCAUUACUUGGCCAUUGGUAUUGGAGCAACAGAGCUCAUCGCUAUAACGUUGUGUUCCUUCUUGAUCGAUCGUGCUGGCAGAAAGAAAUUUAUGGGCUAUGGCUAUCUACUGAUGGGUAUCACCAUGUGUGUUCUUACCGUCAUGUUGUCAAUCAAGGAUCUGAAUUCAUGGAUCCCGUAUGUGAACAUCGCUCUGAUCUUUUGUGUCAUUUGCAUUUAUGAGCUUGGGCCUUCUGGAGUGUCUAUGGUUCUCCUUGCUGACCUCUUCCUACAAGUCUGGCGUCCUUCUGCUUAUGUGGUUUGUGGGACCAUCAACUGGCUCUGCAUGUUUGUUAUAGGGUUGUUGUUUGGCUAUAUUGUGGAUGGACUUGGACAAUUCUGCUUCCUGAUUUUUGUGGCUUACUCACUUGGUAGUGGAGCAUUUAUUAUAUAUUUUGUCCCAGAGACCAAAGGAAAGACAAUGGUAGAGAUUAUGGAGGACUUCAACAAACUGAAUUACAAGAACAGGACAGGUGAUAUUGAAAUCACUGAUGUUGGUCUUGAAACUAAAUUUUAA
This is a messenger RNA of Pundamilia nyererei, 1383 nucleotides long. RefSeq names its product solute carrier family 2, facilitated glucose transporter member 11-like. The transcript has 10 exons. Gene Ontology annotation, cellular component: plasma membrane. The coding region runs from base 1 to 1383 and encodes 460 amino acids. The record is from RefSeq and is a predicted model, not a curated record. Gene Ontology annotation, biological process: dehydroascorbic acid transport. Lineage: Eukaryota; Metazoa; Chordata; Actinopteri; Cichliformes; Cichlidae. Gene Ontology annotation, molecular function: D-glucose transmembrane transporter activity.